GUUCCAGAUGCUAAUCAGGACCACAACAUGUUUGUUUCAUCGUUAUUAUGAUCAUGUGACAAUCAGCCAAUCAGAUUAUCGGCUUCCAGGAUCGUCGGACACACCAGAGAUAAUGUUCAGAUGUUGUUGGAACGUUCCUCAGGACGUUCUGUCUCAGCUCAGUGCAGGGCCGUGAUCACCUGGAACCGAGGUGUGAGGGGAGGCCGAGUCAUCGAGCUGAAGGCCACUGUGGACGCUGCGGUGAAGACAGUCCAACAUGUCUUCGUCUCUCAGAGGACCGACCAGCUUGCAGUGAUGGGAAAGAUGGACGUCCCUCUGGAAGAGGUGACGUCCUCUCAGCCUGGUGUCUGUCCAGCAGAACCUCUGGACAGCGAGGACGUCCUCUUCCUGCUCUACACGUCAGGCAGCACAGGGAAACCUCAAGGCAUCGUCCAACCCAGCGGGUUACCUGCUGUUCGCCUCCAUCACUCACCAGUUGGUGUUCUACCGAGACGGAGACGUGUUUGGCUGCAUGGCGGACAUCAGCUGGAUGAUGGGACACAGCUACGUGGUUUACGGUCCGCUGUGCAACGGCGCCACCACCGUCCUGUUCGACAGCACACCUGCGUACCCGGAUCCAGGUGAGCCGGGUCAAUGGCACCAAAACUCCCUGCUUCACCUACGCAGCUUCAUCCAGUGCUCCAAUCCCACAUUCCCCACUGGAGGCAUUCUGAGGCUGGAUGGAGGUUGGAUGAAUGUUGGAUGGAGGUUGGAUGAUCUGUGCAGAUUGAUCUUGAACCUCAGGUGAGUCUCACCUGCAGCAGAAAGUGGAGCUCCAGCCUCUCAUUAACCUGGUUUUAUGAUCUGCAGUUAGACCAUUAGUUCUGCUUUCUGAGCUCUGAUUGGUCAGAGGCUCUGAGCCAAAACCCAUCACCAGAACCUGAUGUCUCCUUUCAUCUGUCGACUGACCUUUGACCUCUGUGAUCCCAAACAGACAAAGCGGCAGAAAGCAUCGUUAAAGCGGUUGUGAGAGGCAGGGGGCGGAGCUUAAACAGGAAGUUAAACGGAGUGUGGCCGUGUGGGACAGAGUGUGUCUCACCUUGUAGUUGUGUCCAGGCAGGUACUGGGAGACGCUGGAGAUCAACCAGUUCUACGGAAACACGGAGACGCUCUGAGGUCGCUGGGGUCAGCUGGGUCCAACCUCUGGGACACCGGCGUCCAACCGGUCCAACUCAGUCAGAACCUGACAGGAACCGGUUCUGGGGUUUGACACCAAACACACCAGGCGCAGAUAUUCUGGGCCAAGAUUUAUAUUCUGGACCAGGAGCUUCAGAUCCAGUUUCCGGGUCAGAAGGUUCUGGGUGUCUGAACACAGGACGUCACUGACGGAACCGCUAAUCUAGCCUAGCGGACAUGAAGUCAUCACAUCACUUCCUGGCAGCUGGAGACCAGGAAGUGAUGUCAUCACCACCUGGAUAUCACCAGGAAGUGAUGUCAUGACUUCCUGUGGCCCAGGAUUGGUCAGUGUUGAUGCUCCAUAUCUGGUUGUCCACAGUGGGGGAACCCAUCGACCACGAGGCCUGGCACUGGUUCCACAGCGUGGUGGAGGAGGGACGCCGCCCCCUGGUGGACACCUGGUGGCAGACAGAAAGGAUCAUGGCCGCUGACCCAAUUCCUCGACAAUCUCGCCACGCGGCUCUAAACUUGGCCCAGCUGCUGGACCAACCGGAACCUCUAGGAACUGCAGCUGGGCCCCUGCUGGUAGAACCACUGAGUCAGAACCGCCUGGGACAGCCCUCAGACUUGUGUCUGGUACCAGAACCAGACCGGACCGGUUCUCUAACCUGUGCUCCCCCUCAGAAACCGAAGGAGUGUGCAUCGACCGCGGAUCACGGCGCCGCCAUCUUCCCGGCCAUGAGGCCGUUCCUCGGCAUCCAGCCGGUUCUGAUGGGAGACCAGGGGGAGGUUCUCCGUGGGAACGCGGUCAGCGGUUCCCUGCGCCUCUGCCAGCCGUGGCGCCGGAUGGCCCGGACCAUCUACGGAGACCCCCAGAGGUUCCUGGACUCGUACUUCGGGCCGUUUCCGGGUCUCUACUUCACCGGGGACGGAGCCUUCCGGUCCGAGGACGGGUUCUACCAGAUAACGGGUUGGAUGGACGACAUCAUCGACAUCAGCGGACACUGGCUGGGGACGGCUCUGGUAAGAACCGGGUCCAGAACCAGAUUCUCAGGAGUUCUCCAGGUGGUGGAUGGAAUCCAAACAGAGAUGGAACCAGUUUGGGUCCAGUUAGAAUCCUGGACUGGGUCACCAAGGCCAGAACAGAACCUUAAUAAGAAUACCGAGGUGGGCCCCAUAUGGGAUAAAUGUGGGCUACCAUACGGACCCCACGUGGUUUUGUCACUGGUUUCCAUGGCGACUCCACAUGGAACCGGACCUGUUCUCUGUUUGCAGGACGAACAUCCAGCGGUGCCGCUUGACAUCAAAGGAGAAGUCCCGUUUGCCUUUGUGGUUCUGAAGGAGGAUGUGACCUAUGACCCCCUUGCCGUCAUUCAGCAGCUCAGAGAACUCGUCUCCACCAAGAUCGCCAAAGGAAGUGCCAGAACACUUCCUGCCAGAACCCACUGGGAGACGAAGAUGAUUAGAACCGAUCUGUACCGCCACCAGAACCCAAACAGAACCAGAACCCGGUUUACCACUUUAUCGUCAACAGUGGAUGUGAAUGGAUUCUUUUCUCAUUUGGACCGAACCAGCAGCUGCUAGUCAGGAUUUAAUAUCAAUGCUUAAAUUUUGACGAUGUUGGUAGAAAAGCAGAACGAAGAACAAACUGCUGAGACUUUAGACCUUUGACUCCACAGAUAAAACAUUUCAAAACUUAUUCUGCCAGAAACCCUACCGCCCCCAUCUGGUCUGGAGUAUGAACUGGAGCUAAUGCCGUUCAAUAAUAGAUCUUACAUCAUACAUCUGAAAAUGAAUUGGGGUAAAGACAGCUUCUGUGUUUUAGUUAAAAAACUGAAAACCACAGAUCAUAUUCGGAGAAAUGUAAAACUGAAGAUUCCUGCUACACUUGGUGUUAAAAGGAUCCACGAUGUUGAAAUUUUCCUAUUUCUUAAAAAAUGCUGUUCGUAUUACAUCAAAACUCAUAAUUACUUCAAAAAUAUUCAUCUUUUGUUAUAUUUUUCACCCAUGGAGGUCGCCAUUUUUUCACUGCUGGGUUGAUGACGUCAUCAGAUCUAUUCUGUACUGGAGUGGAAACGCAGGAAGGUUGACUUUACCCCAGUAGUUGUUGGACAUAUUGUGUUUGACUGGUGUCAUUUUCAAUAAGGUUAGAGUUAAAAUGAACUUUUUGCUAUGCUAUGGGUGAGGAACGGAUUAUUUCAGGUGGCUAAAAUACAUGGUUCCCCUCCUUUAACUUUGGCAAAUAAUGAUCAAAUGUCACCAAAUCCAUAGAAUUUGUUGUUGUUGAUGAAGAGAGGAAUAAACACAGUUAAAGACUUUCAGGUCAAUUAAUUUGUUCCCAUGUUAUGGAGGGGAAACAGAUGAUCCAUUCUCUCCUGUCCUCCCCCAUAACUUUGGGAAAUAAAGAGCAACUGUCUCCAAAUUCUCAAAAAUUGUUAUGUCUGAUAGCAUGUAGUUAUACUAGAAAUGUCCUUAGUCCAGUAAUUUGUCAUAUUUUACAUUAGAUUAGGAUUUACCAGAAAGUCUAAACUCUCGUCUUUUCAGGAAGUCUUAAAUUUUGUGCCCUGCUAUCAGCCAGUUUCAAUCCUCUUAUAUCAGCAAUGAAAAAUUAUAAAUACAUACAACGUGUUGGAAAACUGUUUGAUGACAAAAGUUGGAAAAAGACCGAUUCUUUUGACGUUUAAAAUAACACAAAACAGAAGACCUCGUUCAUUUAUCUAUUUUGUUAUUGCUUCUUUUUCAAACAACAGCUGUAGAUUAAACUGAAUGUUGCAACCUUGA
Messenger RNA from Xiphophorus hellerii (green swordtail), 3936 nucleotides. Its product is annotated as acetyl-coenzyme A synthetase-like. Gene Ontology annotation, cellular component: mitochondrion. The record is from RefSeq and is a predicted model, not a curated record. NCBI's taxonomy places the organism in Eukaryota, Metazoa, Chordata, Actinopteri, Cyprinodontiformes, Poeciliidae. Gene Ontology annotation, biological process: acetyl-CoA biosynthetic process. Gene Ontology annotation, molecular function: acetyl-CoA synthetase activity.